This is a messenger RNA of Cicer arietinum (chickpea), 610 nucleotides long. RefSeq lists its product as uncharacterized. NCBI's taxonomy places the organism in Eukaryota, Viridiplantae, Streptophyta, Magnoliopsida, Fabales, Fabaceae. The record is from RefSeq and is a predicted model, not a curated record.
CCCAUUCCCAUUAUGGGUCCUUCUGCGUGUGUGUGAGCUUCAUCUUUCACCCUUCAACACCAACUCAUCCUUCAACUCUUCAGUGCUUUCAUCUUCAACCUUCAGUCUUCCACGAAUCGGAUGAGCUUCAUCCAUUUUUCUCGACCAAUUCAUCCUUCAACCCUAAUUCUCCCUCUCCACGACUCCAAUUCAUAACCGCUCUGAUGACGAAGGACAAGUCCAAUCUCGACGGCGCCGCCAGCUAUUCGUCCAGACCUCUGUCCUCUUUCGUUAAAAAAGUCGAUCUUCAAAUUUUCACUCACGAGCUCCAGCAAAGAGAGACCGCAAUAGUAUCACGGAAGAAACUUGUUAAAGACACCAAGGUCAACAAUGGAUCCUUUUCUGCUACUGAGCAACUUCUAAAACUGAACCCUGUGCUCGAAUCGCUCCUGGUUGGCGAGGAACUUGUGGACCAGAAGAGAUAUCUCGAAUACUCUUGCAAACCAAAGUGUGUGAAACCAUUACUUGAAUAUCUGGUUAUUGGAAGCUGAAAGGUGGAACAAACAAAGAUCAAUUGCAUAAGAUUUUCUACUACUAAGAGGAUUUAAUUUUGUUUGUUGGGAUAGUGAGG